This is a messenger RNA of Paramecium tetraurelia, 1314 nucleotides long. RefSeq lists its product as uncharacterized. Gene Ontology annotation, biological process: positive regulation of anaphase-promoting complex-dependent catabolic process; anaphase-promoting complex-dependent catabolic process; positive regulation of ubiquitin protein ligase activity. The transcript has 3 exons. Gene Ontology annotation, cellular component: anaphase-promoting complex. The record is from RefSeq and is a predicted model, not a curated record. Gene Ontology annotation, molecular function: ubiquitin ligase activator activity; protein binding; anaphase-promoting complex binding. Lineage: Eukaryota; Ciliophora; Oligohymenophorea; Peniculida; Parameciidae.
AUGUUUGAUGUAAAUUAUAAUUAAAAAAUAUCCGUUAAUAUAUAAUGUAGAGACGCCGAUCAAUUUCUAAGAGCAAAAGCUUUGACAGUUCCAGAAAAAGUGAACUUGGAUGAUUUUCAAUUCCAUAUGGUAGAAGAUUAGUAGAGCGACUUAAAGAAAGAUUUAGAUUUGAAUGAAAGACUGCGGAUGGAAGGCAGUCAGGCAAAAUAUAAUUAUUUUUUGAAAUAGAAUUUAUUUGAGAGUAAAUCACAAUCAAGUUUAUUUGUUUAUUAAAGAUAACCAUCUAAAUAUAAACCCUAUAUAAUUAAUAAUGACUGUCCUUCACCUGUUAGAAAAAUAAACAAAACGCCAUAUAAGGUAUUAGAUGCUCCUAAGUUAAAAGAUGAUUUUUAUUGUUAAUUAGUAGACUGGAGUAUAGGUAAUUAGAUAGGAGUGGCAUUAGAAAAUUCAGUAUAUUCAUGGAAUGCUUAGACUGGAGAGACAACACAAUUGUUAGAGAUAGAGGCUCCUUCAUAUAUCAGUGCAUUGAAAUGGUGCAGUAGAAAUGAAUUGAUGGCAGUGGGUGAUGAUAACGGAGCUGUUAGAAUAUAUGAUAUCAACAAAGGAACCAUUUUGAAGACCUACGAAAACCAUCACAAAAGAGUCGGUUGUUUAGAUUGGAAUGGCUUAUGCAUCACAAGUGGUAGUGGAGACAAGACUAUUUUAAUGUAAGAUAUUAGAACUGAAAACGAUUGUGAAAUUGCUUUGUAUUCUCAUAAACAAGAAGUUUGCGGACUCCAAUGGAAUUAAAAUGGAUCUUACCUAGCUUCAGGAGGCAAUGAUAACAAUGUCAUUAUACAUAAUAUCAGGAUGCCGAACCAACCCCUUUAUGUGUUCAGAGAUCAUUGUGCUGCAAUCAAAGCCUUGGCAUGGUCCCCUAAAUAAAAUAAUAUUUUAUGUAGUGGCGGAGGCACAACGGACAAAACAUUAAAAUUUUGGAAUAUUUCCAAUGGAUUACUACAAAAGAGUGUAGACACUGGCAGUUAAAUCUGUAAUGUGAAGUGGUCCUUCAAUACUAACGAAAUAGUAACUUCUCAUGGUUAUUCCCUCAAUUAGAUUGUGGUUUGGAGAAUGCCAAAAGUAGAGAGAAUUGCUGUUCUUCAUGGCCAUUCAUUAAGAGUGCUCUAUCUAUCACUGAGUCCUGAUGGAGAAAACAUAGUGACAGGCAGCGGAGAUGAAACUCUUAGAUUUUGGAAAUUGUUCCCUUAAAAGUGCGAAAGUUCAAUUUCUUCUCGAACUUCACUUUUUAAUCAAAUCAACUUAGACAUUAGAUGA